Bombus huntii is the source of this 1929-nucleotide messenger RNA. RefSeq names its product polyubiquitin-B-like. The transcript is spliced from 2 exons. The record is from RefSeq and is a predicted model, not a curated record. Gene Ontology annotation, biological process: modification-dependent protein catabolic process; protein ubiquitination. Gene Ontology annotation, molecular function: protein tag activity; ubiquitin protein ligase binding. Gene Ontology annotation, cellular component: nucleus; cytoplasm. NCBI's taxonomy places the organism in Eukaryota, Metazoa, Arthropoda, Insecta, Hymenoptera, Apidae.
AUACACUGUUUUUGUCUUUUUGUACAGUUUCCCAGAUCUACCAACAUGCAGAUCUUCGUUAAAACGUUAACAGGAAAAACUAUUACUCUUGAAGUUGAAGCUUCUGACACAAUAGAGAAUGUGAAAGCUAAGAUCCAAGACAAAGAAGGUAUUCCUCCAGACCAGCAGCGUUUGAUCUUUGCUGGCAAACAACUAGAAGAUGGAAGAACUCUUUCAGAUUAUAACAUCCAGAAAGAGUCCACGCUCCAUUUAGUGUUGAGACUUCGCGGAGGAAUGCAGAUCUUUGUCAAAACACUUACUGGUAAAACCAUUACCUUGGAAGUAGAAGCUUCUGACACAAUAGAGAAUGUGAAGGCUAAGAUCCAAGACAAAGAGGGUAUUCCUCCAGACCAGCAGCGUUUGAUCUUUGCUGGCAAACAACUAGAAGAUGGAAGAACUCUUUCAGAUUAUAACAUCCAGAAAGAGUCCACGCUCCAUUUAGUGUUGAGACUUCGCGGAGGAAUGCAGAUCUUUGUCAAAACACUUACUGGUAAAACCAUUACCUUGGAAGUAGAAGCUUCUGACACAAUAGAGAAUGUGAAGGCUAAGAUCCAAGACAAAGAGGGUAUUCCUCCAGACCAGCAGCGUUUGAUCUUUGCUGGCAAACAACUAGAAGAUGGAAGAACUCUUUCAGAUUAUAACAUCCAAAAGGAGUCUACAUUACAUUUGGUUUUAAGACUUCGAGGGGGAAACCACAUUUACUCUAUGGAGCACCAUAUUUCACAUAAAGAUUGGUUACUUCGAUUUGUCAUUGAAGAUGCUAAUCUUUCUAAGAACAAGGUGAACCUGUGCUGCAGUUAGUAAAAUGAUAAAGAGUUAUUAACAUCAUACAAAAAAUAUUUAUUCUUUCCAUCUUCCUUUAACAAACAAGAAUUUAAAUUUCUGUUACACCAUUAUCAUCCCAUGUCAUUAAUCUUGUGAUGCUUAUGUCUAUUUUCUUCAUUGUUUCUUUAUAUAGUUUUCAGAUCUACCAACAUGCAGAUCUUCGUUAAAACGUUAACAGGAAAAACUAUUACUCUUGAAGUUGAAGCUUCUGACACAAUAGAGAAUGUGAAAGCUAAGAUCCAAGACAAAGAAGGUAUUCCUCCAGACCAGCAGCGUUUGAUCUUUGCUGGCAAACAACUAGAAGAUGGAAGAACUCUUUCAGAUUAUAACAUCCAGAAAGAGUCCACGCUCCAUUUAGUGUUGAGACUUCGCGGAGGAAUGCAGAUCUUUGUCAAAACACUUACUGGUAAAACCAUUACCUUGGAAGUAGAAGCUUCUGACACAAUAGAGAAUGUGAAGGCUAAGAUCCAAGACAAAGAGGGUAUUCCUCCAGACCAGCAGCGUUUGAUCUUUGCUGGCAAACAACUAGAAGAUGGAAGAACUCUUUCAGAUUAUAACAUCCAAAAGGAGUCUACACUCCAUUUAGUGUUGAGACUUCGCGGAGGAAUGCAGAUCUUUGUAAAAACACUUACUGGUAAAACCAUUACCUUGGAAGUUGAAGCAUCUGACACAAUAGAGAAUGUUAAGGCUAAAAUUCAGGACAAAGAGGGUAUUCCUCCAGACCAGCAGCGUUUGAUCUUUGCUGGCAAACAACUAGAAGAUGGAAGAACUCUUUCAGAUUAUAACAUCCAGAAAGAGUCCACACUCCAUUUAGUGUUGAGACUUCGUGGAGGAAGUUCCAAGCUAUUUUAAGAGUACAAUCUAUCGGAAAUGUUUAGUAAAAUUGGUAGUAUUGAUAGAGUUAUUUUACUUUACUUUUUUUUAUGCUUAUUUCAUAUUUAGCACUGCUUCUAUAAACUUAUUAAUGUGUAAUAUCAAAAAGGACAAAUUGUAACUAUGCAAUUGCAUAUGUAUAUUUACACAUUCUUGUAAUGCAAUUUUGUUCAUUAAAUAUUUACUAAUAUA